Molecule: messenger RNA, 1791 nt
Organism: Entrophospora candida
Lineage: Eukaryota; Fungi; Glomeromycota; Glomeromycetes; Entrophosporales; Entrophosporaceae
Source: the annotation of a GenBank genome assembly
AUGGGAGGUGAAAAAAAUAUUAAAGUUGAAAAUUCGCAAGAUGAUUUUCAAUCAUCAAAGAGCCUAAAUAACAAAAUUAUUGAUUGGAAUGGACUGGAAUGGUUUAAAAAUUCUCAUCCUUUUUGGUUUAAUGAUUUUUUAAAAUGGAUAUUGUUGAUCUUAUACGAACCAAAAGAUAGUCAAGAACAAGUUCAUAUUGAAAAAGGGUUAAAAGUUCUGAAAAGUGAGGUUGACGAAUUAUUAUUAUGUAAUGUUGGAAAUUGGCCGGAUAUUCAUAAAAUAAUUCCAGAAUUAUUUGAAAAGUGUAAUAAUUGGAGACUAUCUCACGAUGAACCUUUAAAAAAUUCGAUUAUAAAUGAGAUUGUCAAAAGACUCCGAUUGGAGCAACCUUUUGUCAAAACAUUGGUUGAUUAUUUAAUUCAACUUCAAGUUCCUCAACGUUCAGUAUUAAGGUUUAUGGUUCAUCAAAAUAUACAAGCUCGAGUUGCUUUUGCUAGAACUACUUUAAAACCUCAUCUGGAUACAUACGCAUCGAUGAGUUAUCAUUGUACAAACAAUCCUUAUUUUAAAAAAAUUCAAGUUGAAAAGGAAGAAAUCGAUAAAAAAUAUAAUGAAUUGACAAACAAGAAUGAAAAAUUAAAGUUAGACGAUGCUCAUACAAGAUCUUUAUUACAAGCAUUGGACGAAGAAAGCGAACAAGUUGAGAAUCAAUUAAGAGAACAAAGUAACCAACUAAAAAAAUAUAAAGAAAAAGUCAAUAAAUUAAAAGAACAAAAUUCUCGACUUUCCGAAGAAAUGAAUCAAUUAAGAGAUGAUUUUAACAGUGAAAUUCAACAAUCAUUUGAAAAACAAGAAUCGUUUAAACAUGAAACCGAAAAGGCCAAAAAAGAGGUGUUAUUUUUACAGUCAGCACUUGGAGACGCGACAAAUAUUCGCAUUAGCGAUAAAUCUUUAAAUGGACCUCUUCAAAUAAUAAAGGAUAUUGACAAAUUUAAACAGUUGUUAGAAGAUUUUUCUAAAACUAAAGGAUCAUCGGUAGAAAUAAAUGAAUCUGGGGCAAGAGAUUUACUUUUAUCUUAUAAUGUUAACAUUAAUAACAUGGAAUCCAGGGAAUUGAAAAGGAUUUUAACAUCAGUUUUAGAACGUUUAAUAUGUCAAGAAGUUUUUUCCGCGGCAGCAGAAAUCAGUAAAGUCAAUGUCGAGGAUGAGGAAUCGUCUACUGAUUAUCAUCUAGAAUCAUCGAUUAUUUACCAUACUAACGCUUUAAUCAGAGACACCACUAAUUUAUCCCAAAAACGAGACGGAAAUGAUUAUGUUGCCAAAAUAACACCUAUUAAAAUUCGACAACAGGUCUACGAAGCACUCUCUCUACGUGCCUUCAAUUUAGCUGAUGUUGAGCAUCCUUAUAUCACUGAAACCGUGGAUAAACUUGUUAAAGAAGUAAAUAAAUAUCGUAAAAUUUUGGACGAGAAAAGAAAGAAUAAUGUUAGAAAAUCUGCUGAAGAGUUGGUACGUUUUGGCUUUAAAUUGUGGUUUGGAUUACAAGCUCAAGAGCCUACUCCAAAAGUUAAAUUCAACAAGCCGGGAGGUUCAAUUAAGCCACAUUUAAUGCAAGGUGCCUGGGACAAAGAAGAAAUACAAAAUUAUGAAGUAGAACUUUGUUAUUUUCCUUCUAUAGUUUCAAAAAUAGGCGACCAAUUACAAAUUUAUAACAAGUCUGAAGUAUUAAUUAGACCCAAGUCCAAGUCGAACAAAACAUUCAACAAGCUUAAAAGUAUUAUCCUUCGUUGA